AUGAACAAGAUCAUCGGACGAAGCAUGUGGUCUGAGGCCUCCGAGUACGAGCGUCUCAAAUCACUUGAAAGAGAAGACGAUGGCCUCGAAGAGCCUCACGAGCCCGAACGCCGCUCCACCGUCAGGCUACCGAGAAGGGUGUUCAUGACGCUCCUGGCCUGCAACGCACUUCUGUUCAUCGCAUCAGUAUACAUUCUUUGGGCGGGCACCCUUGGAAAACGCGCGCCCUCAGAGUGGGAAUGCGCGCAGACCGUCUCGCCAUGGUCGCCGUUAUGGGAGGCAGUCGAGUUCUGGGAAGGCAAUUUCGACAACGACUUUGCCCAUCCCUCCAAGUAUCGCGGCCCGCCGACGCUGGAGCUGCAGAAAACCUGGGAUGAUCUCUGGGGCGUCCGCGGCAUCGGAGUCGGCAGAGACGAUUUGCAAAAGCUCAACAAAACCGACGUCGGUCAGUACAUCGAGAUCCGGGGAAGCGACCCCGACAACCCAACGUAUGGCGCUGCGAUAGAGGCCCUGCACCAGCUCCAUUGUCUUAACGUAAUACGCCAAUAUACCUGGCCGCUGGAGAUGUAUGACAAGUCGUGGGGGAACCUAUACCCGUCCGACUUUGAAGACACGGCCACGGCACGGGUACACGUCGACCACUGCAUAGAAACCCUUCGACUGAGCUUGAUGUGCUAUGCCGACGUGACGCCCGCGCUGCUGACGUACGACAAGGAGGCUGGUGGUCGGCGAACCGACUUCAACACCCAUCACAAGUGCCGCAACUUUGAAAAGAUUAUGGAUUACAUAGACGGACAUGGGGUGCAGGUUGAUCCUGCGUGA
Metarhizium brunneum ARSEF 3297 is the source of this 822-nucleotide messenger RNA. RefSeq names its product Cyclochlorotine biosynthesis protein O. NCBI's taxonomy places the organism in Eukaryota, Fungi, Ascomycota, Sordariomycetes, Hypocreales, Clavicipitaceae. The record is from RefSeq and is a predicted model, not a curated record. Gene Ontology annotation, biological process: mycotoxin biosynthetic process.